Molecule: messenger RNA, 3373 nt
Organism: Pogona vitticeps (central bearded dragon)
Lineage: Eukaryota; Metazoa; Chordata; Lepidosauria; Squamata; Agamidae
Gene: PKDCC
Product: protein kinase domain containing, cytoplasmic
Biological process (GO): skeletal system development; peptidyl-tyrosine phosphorylation
Cellular component (GO): extracellular region
Molecular function (GO): non-membrane spanning protein tyrosine kinase activity; ATP binding
Source: RefSeq, a predicted model, not a curated record
UGCUCCUGAUCUGGAAUGUUACAAGGGAGAUCGCAGCCAAGCUGAUCGCUUGCAGGAGCAGCAGCGGCGGCGGCGGCAAAAGCUGGGAGUCGGACGGAAAGGCAGGAACUCGAAAGGCUGGCUGCUGUUGCUGCUAUUGCUGCUGCUGCUGCUGCUGGUGGUGCCGAGCACGCCGGGCGAUGAAGCGCCGAAAGCUGGCCGUGGCAGCCGGCUUCUGCCUCUCCUUCUUGCUGGGCACUUUGCUCAACGUCUUAUUCAUCCCGGCCUUUGAUCCCCAGCAGCAGCAACAGCAGCAAAACGCGGGCGUCACGCACUCGCUGGCCGGCUCGCCUCGAGACCCGACGGGGGAGGCGGCCCGGAGCGCCGGCGGCCGCCGCGGGGACUUAACCCGUCAGAUCCGAGAGCGCUACGAAGAGGUGCUGCGGUACCAGCAGCUGCCGCCGCCGCCGCCUCGGGAAGCAUCGGCGGUGCCGGCCGCCUCGGCCGGGGCUCGGCUGCUGAUGAGACCCCUGGAGAGGCGGCUGAUGGAUCUCGCUCCGCCUCGGCUCUCCUCCUCCUCCUCCUCCUCCACCGCCUUCUCCUCCUCGUCCACCGAGCUCAGUCCCAGGGAUCGCCCCUUAUCAUCCAAAGCCCGGGCGCAGCCCCUGGCGGAUGGGGUCCUCCGCCCCGAGGCGUCCUGGCAUCCCCGAGCCACGCUGGACCUUUCGCUCAGCCCGCUCCGGCUGGGAUGCCGAGACAUCCGCAACGUGACCAACGUGCAUUACCUGGGCUCCGGCUACACCAAGGCCGUCUACAAAGCCGUGCUCAACCGGAGCCUGGCGGUGGCCCUCAAGUCCGUCGAUUUCGGGGGUCACGACAUCGACAAUUGCGUGAAGCUCUACCGUUCCCUGGAAGACUGCUAUCGGUUGGCCUCCUACAAGAUCGUCAAGGAGAUGGUGCUUCUGCAGAGGUUACGGCACCCCAACAUCCUCCAGCUUUAUGGAUAUUGUUACCAAGACAGCAAUGACAUUUCAGAUACGCUGACUGCCAUCACGGAACUGGGGUCACCACUGGAGAUGAUACAACUUUUACAGACUUCUUGGGAGGACAGAUUUCGUAUAUGUUACAGCUUAGUUCGGCUUCUGCAUUACCUGGCCCACUCUCCCCUUGGCUCAGUGACACUUUUGGACUUCCGACCUCGACAGUUUGUGAUUGUGGAUGGAGAACUCAAAGUGACAGAUCUAGAUGAUGCUAGCAUAGAGGAAACGUCUUGCAGUAGCAACAGAGACUGUUUUAUGGAGUUCCCAGCAAGAAACUUCACUCUUCCUUGUUCUGUUGAGGGCAAAUGCCAAAGUAUAAAUGAGAAGAGGAAUCUUUACAAUGCAUACAGGUUUUUCUUCACGUAUCUCCUGCCUCACAGUGCUCCUUCAUCUCUGAGACCAUUGCUGGAUGCAAUCGUUAAUGCUACAGGAGAACUUCAGUGGGGAAUAGAUGAAACAGCUGCUUGCCUUGAAAGAGUUUUGCAUUUAUACAAGAGUGGCAUGUACCUCCAGAACGCUACCCACACACCCAAAUCUGAUUACAGAAGAGUUCCAGAAGCUGCUAUCCUCAAUGAGAAUUACAGGUGUUGGCCUUCUUACCAUCAUAAGGGAUGCCUUCUUUCCGUGUUUGACGUGAGAGAGGCCAUUGAGGUUUGUGAGAGUCAUUCACAGUGCAAAGCUUUCGUUCUCACCAACCAAACAACAUGGACAGGUCGUCAGCUGGUCCACUUCAAGAUGGGAUCCACUUCUCUAGCAUCUGACCCUGACAAGACAACAUAUGUGAAAGUGGCUGACUGAAAGCUAACAUUGCUAAUGAAUUCUGUGCAGGUUUACUCAGAAGUAACUCCUAUGAGGUUCAAUAGGAUUUACUCCCUAGUAACUGUGCAUAUAGGUUUGGGGUCAACCGUGUAAGAUAUGAUAGCAGUUUGUAUCUAAAUGUGGACUGCUGUUGCUUACAAGCAAGCUGAGGAACGAGAGGGAAUUGCACUAAAACUCCUUCUAAUCUAAAGAGUAUGAAACCAAACAUUAGAGAAGAGGCACGCAUGACCAGGACAAAUGUGCAAUAAGUAACAUUUUUAAAAUGUGACUUUGUUUUAAGAAGCAAAAUGAAAUCCAAAAUGUGAGAUACUGUGAGGCUAGCCAUAGGUUUCUGGAAAGCAAUAGGCACCCUUAGGUGUGUUUUUCCUACUAGGGUUAUGCAUACUGUGUAAAAAAAAUGUAGGCCUUGAUGGGAAAUUCUUCCUUUCUGCAGGAAGGCAGGGGUCACCUGUUCAGAUAUUUAUGUGGGCAAGUACAAUCACCGCAGCACUGUUAAACCCAAAGCCUGGAAAAGUUACUUUUUAGGGGGCAUACAACUCCCAGACUCAUUAGCCAGGAUAUUCUGGGAGUCAUAGUCUAAAAAAGUAAUUUUCUUUCAAGCUCUGGUUAAACCUCAUGAGUCUAAAAUGUAAGACCAAACCUCCUAGAAGACAAUCAAUACUUCUGUUCAUUGUACCAAAAUAUACCAUACCAAACAUUAGGUUGGUGGUCCUUGUGUAAUGGAUCACUGCCAUAUCUAGUACAAUGGCCACCCUUUUCUUUUGAAAAUAGUCAGUUAAUCAUAUCAGUUGGAGGAAUUCUGUACAGGUUUGCCUCUGAGGAUAAAUUAAAAGGUUAAAAAAAGAAAAUACAAAGGUUUUGGAAGACGCACAGCGGACAAUCCAGCAGACACCAUCUUCUUCAUCAUCAUCAUCCUGUUUAUUUGUCUCUCAUUUUAAAAGAAAUGUCUCCUUCUCUUUUAGACUUUGGACAUAAAGGUCACACGGUGGGGUACGUUUUUAGAUGGUCAGGUGUAGUCCUUUUCUCAUUUCAAAAUAGAGUAAGCACGCUCUGCUGCAUUUGGUGGCCUUCUCUGCUAUGUGGAGCCUUAGAUCUCUGCCCCAAGGUCCUAUCCUGAUAUCUCUGUGUGGCCAUCUGUUGUUUUUUAGACAUAGGUUUAAGAAAUUGUUUAAUAGAUUGGCUGCCCAGUUAGCCAGGGGUGCCGUUUCAGUUCUUUAGAAUGAUUUUAAUCCGUCUAACAGAUUAAUCAACUAAAUAUUACAACUGUAGUAUCCAUUAGUUCAUUAGUAACUAAUGUUCAGUUUAAAAAACAGGCUGUCAUGAUGGCUGUCAUUGAGGUGAGUGGAGGAAGACGGAGCUAUACACUGCAGAGGUCCAAGGAUGUGAGCAUGUGCCUGCAGAUAACUCAAGAGAUGCAUUGCAUCUGUCCCCAGGCACACCUUCAAUUAGUGUCCCAAUCCUAUCUGCAGCAAUUGUACUGUCGUGGCCCGCUUAACGAUUGCCUUGCUUAACGAGGAAAUCGUUUUACGAUGAGG